This is a messenger RNA of Parnassius mnemosyne (clouded apollo), 2313 nucleotides long. Lineage: Eukaryota; Metazoa; Arthropoda; Insecta; Lepidoptera; Papilionidae. The record is from the annotation of a GenBank genome assembly.
AGUGUUGCACGAGUUUCCCUCCGCGGAACUCACGUCGUAACCUAACAGCCUACAGUCCUCUGGUACGCGAAAAUUCUCUAAGGAAGAGAUUUUACAAAGAAAAAGAGAAACCGAGCGAAAGAGAUAUAAGCGUAUUAAAAAUGACCCGCAGAAAAGGGAAAAACUUAGAGAGAAAGCACACCUUAAAUACCUUAAGAAACAGGAAAAGGGAACUAGGAAGCUUGUUAAGAAUAUGACGCCACGUGAACACAGGGAAGCAAAGAAGAAGUGGAAAGAGUAUUGCACCAAGUAUCGCAAUAAGAAAAAAGUAUUAUCAAAUAUUACUAACAUGUAUAUGAGAGAUAAUACUCCAGAUUCUGAUGUAUCUAAUUCAUCUCAGAUGCCAACAGCUGAAGUUGUAGAAGUAAUUCGACAAACAAAUUAUAAAGAGAAGCUGCUAAGAUAUAAUACAAAGAAGGAAAAAGAUAAAGAAAUUAGAGUUCUGAAAAAGAAACUAUUGAAGUACAAGAAACGCCUGUCACGAUUGAAGAAGAAAGCAAUUACAGAGCGGAAAGAUACACCAAACACUAAGUUACUGAAAAUGGCAGAUACUCCAAAAUCUAGGAAAGAUCUAGUUAAAAAGGCACUUUUUGGUGAAGUAUUAAAAGAGCAAUUACAAGAGAAUUUUUCGGAGAUGAAAACUCUAAGAGAAAAAAGACUUUUAGCUAAAGUUGUCUUAGGUAAGAUUGUUGAUAAAUAUAAGUUAUGGCGAAUGAAAGAUACAGGUGUGAUAACCUAUAAAAGAAUAAAAAAGGCAAAAAUGACUCAUAAACAGGUAAGAAAACCCAAAGUAUCACAUGAAUGUGUAAGAGUAGUUGUAAAUUUCUACGAAGAUGAUUCUAAUAGUAGACUAGGAGCGGGAAAGAAAGAAUUUAUCACUAGAAAAGCAGAACGGAAACAAAAGCGAUACAUGCUUGAUUCGUUACUCGGCUUAUACAAGAAAUUCCAACACCAAAAAAGCAAUUUCAAACUGAGUUAUCAAACCUUUUGUAGGCUGCGACCUUUUUGGAUUGUCAUCCCCAAAAUUAAUAAGCGUGAUACUUGUUUGUGCAUUAACCACGCAAACAUUGACUUUAUUAACAGCUUUAUGUAAUGGAAAAAUCUUAAAUUAUAACAGUCAUCAAAAAUUGCUUCAGGAACUGUGUUGUGACCGCUAUAAUGAGCAGUGUUUGUCUAAAGAAUGUCAGAAGUGUGUUAAUAAGACUCCUUCUUACAAAGAAUUUAAUGACAGAAGACAAAUCAUAUAUAAAAAAUGGAUAGCCGAAAAACUAGAUUUCAUCGACCCAAGAUCCAAAAAGACUCGUGGAUUAAUCAAAUACAUUAAGAAGUCUUUUAAUGUGAAACCCCGCGACCUCAUUACAGAAUUGCAUGAAGACCUAGAGACAUUUUUUCGCCACGAAAGAAAUAUUGUACACCAGUUCAGUGCAAUAAGGAAACUGAAAAGAACGCUGACAGGAAGAGAUGCUCUAAUUCAUAUAGACUUCUCUGAAAAUUAUUCCACUAAAUACUGCCAAGAAAUUCAGGCUUUCCAUUUUGGCGGAUCACGUACACAGAUUAGUCUACACACGGUUGUAGUGUAUUUGAAAGAUACAGUAAAAUCUUACUGCACAAUCUCUACGAAUGUUUCUCAUUCUCCAGCUGCCAUUUGGGCUCAUCUGAAUCCAAUUGAAAACCUGCAUUUCUUGAGCGACGGACCUGUGACUCAGUAUAGAAACAAAACCAUGUUUUACAUUAUGGCGACAAAAAUAUCAAAACGACUUCCACACAUACAAAAGUUUACCCGGAACUUUACGGAAAGUGGCUAAAGGCACACACGACGGCGUUGGAGCCACCUGCAAGAGGACUGCAGAUGCCGUGGUUGCUACUGGAGGCGAUGUAGAAAAUCUAGAGAAAUUUAUAGAAGCCAUUGAAUAAAGAUGUCCUGCCAUUAAUUUAAGUAUCAUACAAGAUGAUGCGAUUAAAGAAAUGCCUGCCGAAAUCGAACGAGAAGUAACCAAGGUGAAACAUUUUGUUGGCACCCUCAAAGUGCAUCAAGUCACUGGAAAAUUCUAUAACACUUUGGGUAUAAAAUACAAUUCCAUUGAGUUAGUAAUGAAACAUUUAAGCUGUUUUGGUGAUAAUGAUUGUUGUCUACACUUCAAUAUCGGAAAAAUAGUUUAUGAAGACAAAACAAAAAAAGACUGUUGAUUUUUUUUAAUUUCUUUAUUGUUCAAUUACUUAAUUUCUAAGCUCCCAAAAGUUUAUGAAAAUCAAAAUGAUUAAAUUUUGGUAGUG